CCCGGUCGGGGUACCGGGGUAGCCUCACCUCCACUUUGCGUUUUCGCCACUCGGAUCAAUCGGACCAACAGAUGCGUAACCACAAAGUCGCCUAGCCGACUUUGACCAUCACUCAUAUCCACACCAAACAUGAUACCCCAAAACACGGCAUCGCGCGGGCUGAGGCAAGUGCUCCGGGCGCGUAUGCUGCGCCCAUCACCGGCGUCGAGCCUGCGCGCGCGCUCUCUCCCCCCAGCCCGGCCGCUAUCAACAGCAACGGCACCUCUACGGGACCGACUCGCAACGGCGACGGCGACCAAGCCCGCCGCCGUCUUCCCCGUCGCUGGCUUCCCAGCAUCGUCAGACACAGACGUGCGGGAUCUCUUCGACACCCCAUAUGCGCCCGGCACGGCGGCCUCCCCGUCGGGCCUGUUCGGCUACCCGGUGCUCACGGCGCCCGACGUGCUCCUCCCGCUCACCGAGCGGACACUGGUGCACGCGCGCGCGAUCGUCGACCGGAUCGCGCGGGCGGGGGAAGACGCGAGCGGCCGAGAGCUGCGCCUGGUGGUCAAGAACCUCGACCGGCUGAGCGACCUGCUCUGCGGCGUGAUCGACAUGUGCGAGCUCGUGCGGAACGCGCACCCUUCCCCCGAGUGGGUGGUCGCUGCCGACGAGAGCUACGAGACGCUCUGCAGCUACAUGAACGAGCUGAACACUUCCCGCGGGCUGUUCGACGCGCUAGUCGCCACGCUCGCGGCGCAGCACUCCCCGCCCCUCAGCCACGCCGAGACGCAAGUCGCGCUGACGUUCCUGCGCGACUUUGAGAAGAGCGGCAUCGACCUCGCGCCGGACGUGCGCGCGCGAUUCGUCGAGCUGAGCGACAGCCUGAUGACCUUGGGCCGCCGGUUUCUCAGCUCGGCGACGGCGGGGCCGAACCCCAGCCCGCCGAUUGAGAUCCCCGACCCGGAAAAGCUGCUCGACUCGCUCGGCCCCCAGUUCUACAACACGCUCCGGCGGAGCUGGCGCGGCGCGGCGCUCGUCACGCCUGGCAGCUGGGAGGCGCAGAUGAUCGCGCGGUACGCGCGCGACGGGGAGGCCCGGCGCCUGGUGUAUGUCGGCAACUCGCGCGCCGACCCCGAACGCGUCGGCGUGCUCGAGGAGAUGCUCGCGCAGCGCGCCGAGCUCGCCGGCGUGCUCGGCAAGAAGAGCUGGGGCGAGGUCGCGCUCGUCGACAAGAUGGCCAAGACGCCAGAGAAUGUGCGCGGGUUCUUGGAGAGCCUGGCGGAACACCACCGCGCGACGGCGCUGAGCGACGUCGCGAUGCUGCAGGCGAUCAAGAGCCAGAGCAUCACCGGCAUCGAGGUCGCGGGCGACCCGGAAAAGGCAAAGCUCCAGCCGCUGUACGCUUGGGACCGGGAUAUCUUUACGGAGCGGUACAUCUCCAGCCUGGCCCCGGCGAGCUUGGAGCCGCUCGCGCCGUACUUCUCGACUGGGACGGUGAUGCGCGGGCUGUCGCGGCUGUUUUCUCGGCUGUAUGGCAUCAGCUUCCGCCCGGCGCCGGUCGCGCCGGGCGAGGUAUGGCACCCGUCUGUGCGCCGCCUCGACGUGGUCGACGAGAGCGAGGGCGUCAUCGGCGUGAUCUACUGCGACCUGUUCUCGCGUGACGGCAAGCCCGCGAGCGGGGCGGCACACUACACUGUGCGGUGUAGCCGUCGGGUCGACGACGACGACGUGCGCGGCGAUCGGAUGGUGGACGGGUGGGACGCCGGCCUUGGCCCCGGCCUCGAGACGGGCGGCGAGGCCAUCCCUGGCCGUGAGGGCCGAUACCAGCUGCCCAUUGUCGUGCUCACCACCGACUUUGGGACCGUCGAGCGCGACCGCCCGGCCCUGCUCGGCUGGCACGAGGUCGAGACGCUCUUCCAUGAGAUGGGGCAUGCGAUGCACUCGAUGAUCGGGCGGACAGAGUACCACAACGUGUCGGGUACACGCUGCGCGACCGACUUUGUCGAGCUCCCCUCGAUUCUCAUGGAGCACUUUGUGUCGUCGCCUGAAGUGCUUGGCCUGUUCGCAGAGCACUACGCGACUGGCGCGCCGCUGCCGAUGGAGCUGCUCGCCGCCCACCGCAGGCUGCAGCAGAGCCUCGCGGCGCUCGAGACGCACGGGCAGAUCGUCAUGGCGAUGCUCGACCAGCAGUACCACUCGCUCGCGCCGGGCGAGGCGGUCGACUCGACGGCGGUCCACAACGCGCUGCAGAACCGCGUCGGCGUGGUGCCCGCCGUCGAGGGCACGGCGUGGCAGACGCAGUUUGGCCACCUGCAGGGCUACGGCGCGACGUACUACUCGUACCUGUUUGACCGCGCUAUCGCGGGCAAGGUGUUCGAGACGCUCUUCACCGCCGACCCGUUGAGUCGUGACGGCGGCGACGUGCUCAAGAACAAGCUGCUCAAGUGGGGCGGGGGCCGGGAUCCGUGGGAGAUGGUCGGGGAUGUGGUGGGCGGGGAGGAGGGCGAGGUGGUGGCGAAGGGGGAUGAGCGGGCCAUGGGGCUGGUGGGUGGAUGGUACAUCAAGUAA
This is a messenger RNA of Vanrija pseudolonga, 2550 nucleotides long. RefSeq names its product Mitochondrial intermediate peptidase 1 (gene OCT1). Gene Ontology annotation, cellular component: mitochondrion. Gene Ontology annotation, molecular function: metalloendopeptidase activity. The transcript has 2 exons. NCBI's taxonomy places the organism in Eukaryota, Fungi, Basidiomycota, Tremellomycetes, Trichosporonales, Trichosporonaceae. The record is from RefSeq and is a predicted model, not a curated record. Gene Ontology annotation, biological process: peptide metabolic process. The coding region runs from base 130 to 2550 and encodes 806 amino acids.